GACAUGGAGGUGUGAAUCAGUUAGGGGGAGUGUUCGUGAAUGGCAGGCCCCUCCCAGAUGUGGCGACGCGAAUCGUAGAGCUGGCUCACCAAGUCCGCCCCUGUGAUAUCUCCCGACAGCUCCGGGUCAGCCACGGAUGUGUCAGCAAAAUACUGGGGAGGUACUACGAGACAGGAAGUAUUCGUCCCGGUGUGAUUGGAGGAUCCAAACCAAAGGUUGCUACACCCAAAGUGGUGGAUAAGAUCGCCGACUACAAACGCCAAAACCCUACCAUGUUCGCCUGGGAGAUACGAGACAGACUAUUGGCUGAGAGAGUGUGUGACAACGAUAGUGUUCCCAGUGUCAGCUCGAUCAACAGGAUCAUCAGGACUAAAGUCCAGCAGCCUCCGGGUCAGUCAGGACCUCUCUCUGCUCACAACCUAGCGUCGUCAGUGGCGUCGACACAGGUUUCCGCGGUGACCAGUGACUCGGCUGGCUCCUCCUACUCCAUCAGCGGCAUUCUGGGAAUCAGCUCAGCUAACGAUGGGAAGCGGAAGAGAGACGACGCCCUCCAGGAGUCUCCUCUAGCCAAUGGUCAUGGUCCAGGUGGGAGGGAUUUCCUGAGGAAGCAGAUGAGAGGGGAUCUCUUCUCGCCGCAGCAGAUAGAGACAUCAGAAUAUUCGGCCAUGGCUCUAGCCGGUGGAUUGGAGGAGAUGAAAAGCAAUCUGGCCAAUCCAGGGUCAGCGGGGGAGCUAGGAGCCAGUGUUCCGGGUCCACAGUCCUAUCCACUGCCAGGUCGAGACCUCUCCAGUACCACGCUCCCCGGCUACCCCCCACACGUCCCCCCAACAGGCCAGGGCAGCUACUCCACCUCCUCGCUGACUGGUAUGGUACCUGGAGGAGAUUUUUCGGGGAGUCCCUAUUCCCACCCUCAGUAUUCCACAUAUAACGAGUCCUGGAGAUUUCCAAACCCCAGCCUGUUAGUGUUCCAACAGGACUAUGGGUCUCUCCUGGGGACGGAGAUCGGCUGUUCCUCUGGCCUCUUCACCGCCAGCCAGACGGGACAGAUGCAAGGGUCGCCGUACUACUACAGCGCGGCAUCGCGAGGGGCGGGACCGGCUGCCACGGCAACUGCCUCCGCCUACGACCGCCACUGACCCCGCCAAUCAACGAUGAAGAGGAGGAUGAGGAAGAGGAGGAAGAAAGGAGAGAUAGCACCAGCACUGUCCAAUAGUAGCCUGCCAACUGACAGAGGAGGAAGUAGAGGAGGAGAAACAGGAAGGAGAGGAGGAGAAACAGGAAGGAGAGGAGGAGGAAGGAGAGGAGGGGGAAGGAGAGGAGGAGGAAGGAGAGGAGGAGAAACAGGAAGGAGAGGAGGAGGAGGAAGGAGAGGAGGAGAAACAGGAAGGAGAGGAGGAGGAAGGAGAGGAGGAAAAACAGGAAGGAGAAGAGGAGGAAGAGGAAGUGGACGAAGAGGACGAGGAGGAAGAUCUGCUUUACAUCAGUAAACUCCCGACUGCGCGCUUUUGAUUGACACUCGAGCCGACCAAUCCCUGCUGAGCUGAGACACUGACCUAUUGCUAUUGCACCUGUUACGAUAACGUGGAAUAAACAGGAAGGAUGCACCCACAGAGACUGAUCCCAGGUCAGAUUGGAGAGUUUACCACCUAACGGGUAGGGUUAGGAUCUGAGGAGGGCAAGCUGAUCCCAGGUCAGAUUGGAGAGUUUACCACCUAACGGGUAGGGAUAGGAUCUGAGGAGGGCAAGCUGAUCCCAGGUUAGAUUGGUUGUUAUUAUAUACACCAGGACUAUUCGACUGUAGUUCAGAGCUCUCCUGGUUGUCACCUGGUUGUCAUCCUGCCCCUCUAACCAGGGACUGAUUCAGACCUGGGACACCAGGUAACUAGACUGUCUGGCCAAUCACUGACAUUAAUCAAUCAAUCAAUCAAUCAAUGAACUACUAGCCAGGGAGACUAGCCGCCCAGCAGAGACAAAGACCUGGAGAGAUGGAACUGAACAGCCUCCACAUUACAGCCUGAUAAGUACAACGUAGAGGGUGAAUCCCAAUAGGAUCUCCUUUCUCCUGAAGUGUACACUCGUUCACUACUUCCCACUAAUCUAAAACCAUUGGAUUGGUAGAGGCUUUUUUUAAAUUAAUUAUUGUUAUACCAGUCAUUUCCUUUGAACUCAGUGAAGGGAAGUGAAGAAAGUGCCUACUUUGGGAGGAAGGACGGCAGACAGACAGACAGACAGGCAGACAGACAGGCAGACAGACAGACAGGCAGGCAGACAGGCAGACAGACAGGCAGACAGGCAGGCAGACAGGCAGGCAGGCAGGCACAGAAUAUGAGCCACCCGAGUUUCUGGUGAAUAAGAUGGAUAUAUAUAGAGUGAGAGAGAGAGACAGAGAGAGAGAGAGAGAGAGAGAGAGACAGAGAGAGAGACAGAGAGAGAGAGAGAGAGAGAGAGUAAUAUAUUUAAAUCCCUUUUCGCUGCACUCAAAAGUGACCGUAUAAUUAUGGCUCUGUCUUUCCGUUUUUAGAGGUGAUUUCCAUUAUUUUCACACAUCCUGAAUAUGCUAACGAGUAACCAGGAAGUAGUAAUGGUGGCCACACCCCCUCCUCUCUCUCUCUCUCUCUCUCUCUCUCUCCAAAAUCCCCAAAGAUAGUGGUGCCCCCCCCAGUGGUGUGGCUGACUAACGACAAGAAGCACAAAGUGACCCAAAUCACCUUCAUAUAGACGCCAUUUUGACUUCUUCUUCUCCUUCUCCUUCUUAGUGCUUGUCUUCCAUUAGACAUUCGUUCUUCAGUGGGAGAAUAAACUGAAACCUAUGGUUUUUCUCUCCC
Molecule: messenger RNA, 2825 nt
Organism: Salmo salar (Atlantic salmon)
Lineage: Eukaryota; Metazoa; Chordata; Actinopteri; Salmoniformes; Salmonidae
Source: RefSeq, a predicted model, not a curated record